UCUCCUCGACUAGUUUUCAUAGCAAUCUUUUUAUCCACUGAAAUCUGUUGAUGAAAUGGCAUCAGAACUUUUGAUAUUGCCUUAGUUUAGUUACUAUGGGUCGAAAGAACAAAAGCGGUGUGUCCCCUCAGAAUCAAGAAUCAUGUCACAAGCUAAACUUCUUACAUCAGGCAUCCCAUGUAGUGCUGGCCAUCAAUCCAGAAAAUGUGGAAAUGUCAAGAUUUUAUGCAAGCACAUUGAAAUCAACAGCUCAAAAACUUGUGUUUAAAUUGGAUCCAAGCAUUAAAAGGACCAUUUGCAAACAUUGUCAUUCCCUUCUUAUACCAGGAAUUACAGCAAGGGUCAGAGUGAGGCGAAGAAGAGAGAGACACAUUGUGGUUACAUGCCUUGAAUGUCAGACCAUUAAAAGAUACCUCUGCAGAGCCAACUAUGUUCUGUGGAGUGAAAAACAAAAUAACCCUAAGCAGCAAGAUAAUGACAAGGAUGGCCUUAUUCAAGAAAAUCAAAUGGAGGGAAAGGAGAAGAGUUAAACAUUUUCAAUCUGGAAUGAAGGAGUGCUGUCCAUUUUUCUAUGGGAAAAUCAGGGAGGAUUUUCUGUGAAGAGGAGCAGUAAGAUUUUUUGGCAAUCAAAAUGAAACAGGACAAGGUUGUUCCUUCUGCACAGACUUUACUUUUUUCCUUGUCAGAUCCUAGGUACCUGGAUAUUUUAUCAGGGAGUCUGUUUCUAGGGGAUAGAAGCAAACAGUAAAGUGAAUUUUGCUGUUUUUCAAUGGUCCCAGAUAUAAGUAAUGAUCAUUCACAUCAUGCCUUAUGAUCUGACACACUUCACAGAAGUGAAAACAAACCAUACUUUUGUGGCAAGGCUACCCUUGAUUAUAUGUAGCUUAUUCCACAUGUUCAGUCGGUAAAAUGAAGCUAAUAAACAAACAGCAUGCUUUGUUUAACUGGUACACCUGGAACAGGCUAAGAUUGCUUUUUCCUAUGAGACAGCUCAGCAAAAAUAAAAGACUGUCAAAGGAAAUUGCAUAAUGGGGAAGUUUAUAACUAGGCACAACUACUUUUGCUGUGUGAUCUUCCAGUUUCUAUGGAUUCUUGGUGUUAGGGAAAGCAAUUGAAAUUGAAAGAAUUUUUUUCCUAAGAAGAAAGAAAAAAGAGAAUAGUUCUUGCACUCUUCAAACGGAAAAAAAAUCGUUUUUAUCAGGAAUUGGUGAAACAUAAUCCUCUGUUCUGACUGCUUCUUCUUGCUUUCGGUAAUUAAUUCUUAAUCUUCUCUUAUUCUCGAGAUUUUCUUUGUCUCUCUUGCCUAAUUUGUAUAAUCAACCAACACUCAAGGAGUUUUUUCUUUUAUUUUGGUUUAACCCAUUACUAGCAGGUGUUUACAAUGUUGCAUUGUAGAUAAUUCCGAAUUUGGAGAAUCGAUUUAAAAGGAACCGAUUUUGGAAACAAUUUAAGGUAUAUCUGAAACCAUGAAUUUGGAACUUUGGAUAAGCAGCAGUUUUUUAUCGGUAUAGUCUAAUUUAUUUGAAUACCUUCGCUUAAACGUACAGUAUAUGCGCUUACGCCUUGAAUAAUAACAAGAAGAUAUGAAGAUUUGCCAAUAAUUCUCAAGACAGCUAAUGCAAACCAAAUACUGUUAUGUCUCAUAACAGGAAAAACCUUUUUAAAUCAACGCCAUAUCAGCUUUGAAAAUCUAAAGCCGAGGAAAUGACACCUUUGAAUUGUUAAGAUAUAAAUGCGCUCUUUGUCCAAACGGAAAUAAACUCCCACCAGUAGGGGGCCUGUCAAACAUGAAAAAAAUAAUUGCCCUUUAAAAAAAACAGCUUGCUUGACUUGUGAAUUUUAUGAAUGUUUUGUAUAUUGUGUUGCAUAGCCAAGAUGUAUUUUCUUAUCAAUAUUUGGCUAAAUUAAAAUUAUCCAAUACUUGUGUCGA
Molecule: messenger RNA, 1930 nt
Organism: Stylophora pistillata
Lineage: Eukaryota; Metazoa; Cnidaria; Anthozoa; Scleractinia; Pocilloporidae
Product: ribonuclease P protein subunit p21
Biological process (GO): tRNA processing
Cellular component (GO): nucleolar ribonuclease P complex
Molecular function (GO): protein binding
Source: RefSeq, a predicted model, not a curated record